Molecule: messenger RNA, 2603 nt
Organism: Apis dorsata (giant honeybee)
Lineage: Eukaryota; Metazoa; Arthropoda; Insecta; Hymenoptera; Apidae
Product: bestrophin-4-like
Exons: 9
Coding region: 493-2568 (691 amino acids)
Molecular function (GO): chloride channel activity
Source: RefSeq, a predicted model, not a curated record
UGUUGAUUAUUGAAAUAUUUUGAUUACUUACUUUGAUCAAAAGAAUGGGUUUUCGUGAUUAAUACCAUCUUUUUCGAACAUCAAGAGCAGCGUGUAACAGGUAAAUUGAAUCGAAAGUGAACUGUUUCAUUGAGUAACGCUGUUUUCGCUAUCAUGCAAUUGCCACGAAUUACGUAACAACAGAGAACGAAAGAGGGACGAAGACGUAAGAAAAGACGUGUAUGAAAAGUGUAUUGAGAAUGACCUUCGAAAUCUUCUCGACUGUCCGUCCAUCGAGAGGGAAGAGUUCGGAGAUAAGGUCGAACACGGUUUAAUCCUAUAUCUAGCUGUGAUUGUUCCAAAGGUAUUGGGCCGGGAAGAAUCGAAGAAAAGGAUGUGGUGCGGGAACAGAUGAUCCUAGCGAGACAACAUUCUGGCAAGGGUAUCGAGAUUUUUAAAGCAAUUAUAGUUGGUUAUGCCGUGUCUCUCAGCGCAGCAGGUGUAUCGUGAAAGAUGACAGUCACUUAUACUGCUGAAGUCGCUACCUGCAAAGGUCUCGGUUGCUUUCUAAAAUUACUCCUAAGAUGGCGAGCCAGCAUAUACAAGCUGGUCUGGUUGGACCUAGCCCUGUUCCUCUUCAUAUAUUAUUCGCUUUCGAGUAUCUACCGAUUGAUACUGGACGAGGAACAGAAGAAAAUCUUCGAGGCCAUAGUAAGAUACUGCAACCAGUACAGCGAUCUAAUUCCUUUAUCUUUCGUCCUGGGCUUCUACGUUAGCAUUGUUAUGACCAGAUGGUGGAAUCAAUAUAUGGUGAUACCGUGGCCGGAUUCGAUCGCCGUUUUCGUAUCGGCAACUAUACACGGGAAUGACGAGAGAGGUCGAUUAAUGCGACGAACUAUCGUCAGAUACGUGUGCGUCUGUUUAACGCUGGUAUUGGCGAUGGUGUCGCCCCGAGUGAAGAAACGUUUUCCCACGUUGGAGCAUUUCGUGGAGACUGGUCUGUUGCUGGAGAACGAAUUGGUUAUAUUCCAAAGUCUGAACGCCAAGUUUCCUAAGCCUAGCAAGCAUUGGUUGCCAAUAGUAUGGGCGUCAAGUAUCGUAACACGUGCGAGGAAAGAGGGCCGUAUUCGUGACGACUUUGCCGUGAAAACGUUGAUAGACGAGUUGAACAAGUUUCGCGGUCUCUGCGGUAGCCUUAUGCACUACGAUACAAUUAGUGUUCCUUUAGUUUAUACUCAGGUGGUAACAUUGGCUGUGUAUACGUAUUUUUUAACGAGCGUGAUGGGUCGUCAGUGGGUGCAGAAUUCAUCCACGUCAACGAUCGAUCUCUAUUUCCCAGUAUUCACGACGUUGCAAUUCUUUUUUUACAUGGGCUGGUUGAAAGUAGCCGAGACACUGAUCAAUCCAUUCGGCGAGGAUGACGACGAUUUCGAAGUGAACUGGAUAAUCGAUAGAAAUUUACAAGUUAGCUACCUUAUCGUUGACGAAAUGCAUCACGAGCAUCCAGAAUUGAUCCGUGACCAGUAUUGGGAUGAGAUAUUUCCUACGGAGCUUCCAUAUACAGCGGCGGCUCAAGCUUUCCGUGAAGAGCAUCCACAACCGUCGACGGCCGGUAUUCAGUUGUCAGCGGCACAGCAAGAGCUUCAACCGUCCACUGCAAGGAUCGAUGACAUGGCGGCCGAUUUCCCGCAAAAAUUUCGUAGCGAUAUGGCAGACGAUGCCGAGUCCGGUAUACACUUUACAGCUACUGGAAAAAUGUCAAGGAGCGCCACUGAAAGUGGUAAAAUAGCAAGAAGUGCGAGCAGAGUGAGCACUCGGGAUCGUACCCUGAGCGGAGGUUCUACUCCGAGCAUAAUCGGAGAUUCUUUGACGAGAGUGAAUAGCGUGACCAGUGUGUUGAAACGAUUAUUCAGCAAGGAUGACAGACCAGACGGUGGCACGUCGAGCGGUACUAAGACUCCCGGUAGACUCGCUACUUCCAGCUCUGCAGCCUCGUUGCAAAAUCGAAUCGUUGCGGGAGGUGGCUCGAUGAGGAUUGGAGUGAUCAAAGAGGAAGCGGACGAGCAGAUGACUUUGGUAUCGAUGAAGUCGGACAAGAAGCCUCACGUGCAGAGCAUAUUUUCGCCAGGGCCACCGCCACCGAGCGCUCCCGUCGCUGUCCCUGGUAUGGAACAUUCGAGAAAUGGAGAGAUAUUCUCGUGCAGCGCUCCUAUAACAGGUGGCGUGUUAGAAGGAAGUAACGGUGAAAGCACCAACGAUAGACGAUACGCGCCUGAUUCAAGGCUGACGAGCUACGUCGGGAGCGGAAUCGGCAGUGAUCUUAUCAGUACUCGUACCUCGUCGUGUAGCAGCAUCAAUUCUGAUGACGAGUUCUCGAAAUUAAAAUCGGAAAGGGAGAAACAAAGGCGUGAGAAAGUUGUACGGAGAUUGGCUAGAAGCACCAGCGGGCAUAAUAAUAAUUUGAUAGAUGAACAUUCGAGAGGUUCCCUGGAUGAGCACCUUCUGUUAACAGAUAUGGCGAAUACGUCGCGUUUAUCUAUGAUGCAUGGAGUAAACGAGGAGGAUACGAACGAAAAUGAUCGUGUUUAGCAGGAUCACAAAUGGUAUAUCAUUGAAGUUUAAUU